Messenger RNA from Thecamonas trahens ATCC 50062, 493 nucleotides. RefSeq lists its product as uncharacterized. The record is from RefSeq and is a predicted model, not a curated record. The transcript has 2 exons. NCBI's taxonomy places the organism in Eukaryota, Apusomonadida, Apusomonadidae. Bases 21 to 284 code for a protein of 87 amino acids.
GCCACCGCUCUCCUGCCGCCAUGUCGACCCUUGCCACACUCGCGGUUGUUCUGGCCCUCAUUGCGGCAUGCCUGGCGCAGUCGCCGCCGCCGCCACCCAUGACCAACACACAGAGCGAGACGGUGGACAACGAUGACCCCGCCAUCGGCCUCGGUCUCGCCAUCGUGGCCUGCGUAGGCGUGGCCGGCAUUGUGUGCCUGGCCGGCUACUGCUCGCUCAAGCGCGACGAGCGCAAGCUGUCCAAGAUGGAGGCCAACGACUUCCAUGAUGAGCACUCGGCAUAGUUAUGCUCGGUGCAUAUGCUACUUGUUGUCGCUGCAUCUGCCGCAUCGCCGCCUGCCUUCCCCCCGAGCCUCCUCUCGCUCCGCCAGCCCGACCAGCAUAGGUCGGGCUGGCCUUCCCGCCCGGGCCCUGGCUGCCCAGAGCCCUGCCGGCAUCGCGCGAAGCUCCCCCCCGCUACCCGCCUCAUGCAAUAACAAUUGCCUUUACGCUG